UCAAAGGGUUUCACAGGCUCCAGCCUUGAGCACAGAUCAGGCUGAGGUGAGUGAAUCCCUGCACACCAUGAGCUGGGUGAGGGCAGGGCAGGCAGAGUGAGCAUCCCCAGGCACACAAGCUCUGGGGUGAGGAGCAGAUGCAGAACCUGGGCUGUGCUGCAGCUGAAAUGUGUAAAUGCCUGUAAAAUCAGCUCCCUGCUCGUUCCUGGCUCUGUCCUUUGCCAAGUCCAACAGGGUCCCAGCUGCUGAAGAUGUCACCCCCCUGCAGCCACAGAAAACCCAAGAAGUUGAUUUACCACCCUGUCUCCCUUCACCAACCUCCUCCAAGACCAUCCCAGUGCCAGUUGCAGCCACAGAGGUGUUGUUGCCACACUCCUGCUGUGUUUGGAAAACAUCCCAACUGUUCUGCUGCCAUCAGCACACGUUUACACUGAUGAAUGGGUUUUGAUGACAAACAUGUGUGCUCUCUUUGAUUCCUGUAUGUUCCAAGAUCAUUUCUUCAAGCUCAGGAGCAGAGUUUAAAGACCAUGACAGCGACUUCUCCUUCCCUGCACUGAGUGUCAGAGCAGCUGUCAUUCUGCCAAGAGCUCCAGAGGCUGACACUGCCUUUGAAGGACUGGAAUUCCACGAUGGAAAUUUGCCCUCUUUGCAGUUUCCCCAGCUCUGGGGCAGAAUUUUCCCUCUUGGUUUGAGACCUGUGAAGGUGAGGGACCAGGAGCGUGAGCCCAGCUGGGAACUGUGCCUCCAGUGGGGAGAAAUGCACCAAAGGAGAGAAGCCAAGGCUGUGGGGAGGGAACAGCUCCGCUCAGCGAGCAGCAGGGCUCUGCUCUCCUCCUGCUCUGGAGCAUGCUGCAGCCACGUGGAGCAGGCGAUGCUGCAGCCAGCCAGGCAGCGUGUGCAGGGCACGUGGCUCGGAGGUGUUGCUCAAGAGAUGCCUUUUUCCUGAACUGCCCGACAAAAAUAAACAGACCGAUAACAACCAGCAGGCUUUGUUCUGGUUUAUCCGGCUGCUGGGAGCGCCUGUGAACUUUGCAUUUCUCCGAUAAACUCUGCGGUUGUAGUGGAUGAUUAACCAGCCCUGGGCUCUUAAAGCAUCCCAUAGCAGAGGGGGUUAACAGGAGCCAGCAGCACGUGGUGCACCCCUGCAUGGAGGGGGAAAGGCUCUGCAGUGCCUCGGGGCAGACCCUGGCAGGCACAGCCCUGGCAGGAUGAGCUCUGGGGGCUGCAGGAGUGCCUGAGCCAGCUGCCCCUGCAAGGGCGUCUCCAUCCCCCGUGGCUGCGGUGACUGGAGGAGCUGUGCUCAGCAUCUGUGACCCACGGGGCAGCAUGAAGCUGAAAGGAGGGCAGCAGGGCAGCUCCCAGGGCCCUGGGGGUGCCAGGGGGAAAAUGACACUUCCCCUGGCGCUGGUGGCUCUGAUCUCUGCCUUUGGCUCUUCCUUCCAGUACGGGUACAACGUGUCUGUGAUCAACUCCCCUGCCCCGUACAUGCAGGACUUUUACAACAGGACCUACCUGGAGAGGACGGGCCUGCCCAUGGACAGGGGCUUCCAGACGCUGCUCUGGUCUCUCACCGUGUCCAUGUUCCCUCUGGGGGGCCUCUUUGGGUCCCUCAUGGUGUGGCCCAUGGUCAACAACUGCGGCCGGAAGGGCACUUUGCUGAUAAAUAACCUCUUUUCCAUCGCUGCUGCAAUCCUUAUGGGAACCUCGGAGCUGGCAAAAACCUUUGAAGUAAUCAUCAUUUCCCGUGUUGUCAUGGGAAUAUUCGCUGGUCUGGCUUCCAACGUGGUUCCCAUGUUCCUUGGAGAAAUGUCCCCCAAAAACCUGAGAGGAGCUGUUGGGGUGGUGCCACAGCUCUUCAUCACCAUUGGCAUCCUUGCAGCUCAGGUCCUCGGUCUCAACAGCAUCCUUGGGAAUGCCAAAGGGUGGCCGGUGCUGCUGGGGCUCACGGGGAUCCCGUCCCUGAUCCAGCUGCUGACCCUGCCCUUCUUCCCCGAGAGUCCCAGAUUCCUGCUCAUCCAAAGGGGCAACGAAGAGCAGGCACGGAGAGCUCUGCAGAGGCUGAGGGGCUGGGAGGACGUGGAUGAUGAGAUACAGGAGAUGUACCAGGAGAACCAGUCGGAGAAGGAGGAAGGGCAGUUCUCUGUGCUCAGCCUGUUCACCUUCAGGGGCCUGAGGUGGCAGCUCAUCUCCAUCAUCGUCAUGAUGGCAGGCCAGCAGCUCUCGGGGGUCAAUGGGGUCUUCUACUACGCAGACAGAAUCUUCGAGUCAGCAGGGGUGCACAGCAGCAGCAUCCAGUAUGUCACCGUGUCCAUAGGGGCCAUCAACGUGGUCAUGACUCUGCUGGCUGUUUUCAUUGUGGAAUCCCUGGGGAGGAGGAUCCUUCUCCUGGCUGGCUUCGUGCUGUGCUCUGCCUCCUGUGCAAUCUUAACUCUGGCCCUCAAUCUCCAGACCACCGUCUCCUGGAUGUCCUACCUCAGCAUAGUGUGUGUCAUUGCCUACAUCAUUGGACAUGCCAUCGGACCCAGUCCCAUUCCUGCUGUGAUGAUCACUGAGAUGUUCCUGCAGUCGUCCCGGCCCGCGGCCUUCAUGGUGGGGGGCUCUGUGCACUGGCUCAGCAACUUCACCGUGGGGCUGCUGUUCCUCUACAUGGAGGCUGGGCUGGGGCCCUACAGCUUCCUCAUCUUCUGCGCCAUCUGCGUCGCCACCAUGCUCUACAUCUUCUUUGUUGUUCCUGAGACCAAGAAUAAAACCUUCAUGGAAAUCAACAGGAUCAUGGCCAAGAGGAACAAAGUGGAGGUUCAGGAAAGCAAAGAGCUUAGAGGUUCCUACCCCCUGAGCAGGCCAGAAGAGAAGAAGUGGCUCUCCAGCAGCGAGAUGUGACCCAGCCGUGUUUGGCCUGACAGGAUCUGCUCAGGAAAACAAACACAGGGAUUCCUCCUUUGAUGCUGAUCUGACAGUCAUGGAGCUGCUAAGGCUGGAAAAGACAUUUAGCAUCAAAUCCAACUGCAAACCUAACGCUGGCAAGUCCUCCUCUUGUUCCAAGGAAAAGGAAAUGUCCCAGCUGUGACCAAGUAGCGGUGGCACGAGCUGAUGUGUGUCCCUGGUGUCCUGGUGACACAUCCAGGGGACACAAGCCAGCCCUUGGGCUGGGCGUGGGGCAGUGCAAGGAGGGCACUGAACUCCUCUGAGGAACUGUCACUCGUGUGUUUGAGGGUCCAGCAAGGGGAAAUGAAAUUCAGUUUGGUACAUCAGCGUGCUGCCCUCUGUUUUGAAAAAGCAGAACUGUUGAGCAGCUUGGCAUGGAUCUUGUGUGGUAGAUGGAGAAUCCUUCACGUGAUUUACUUUAACCUUAGCAAAUCAUGUAUCUAUAAACAUACCUGUGCUCAAGUUUGUGAUAUAUAAGUGUUGGAAAAGG
Messenger RNA from Passer montanus (Eurasian tree sparrow), 3415 nucleotides. Its product is annotated as solute carrier family 2, facilitated glucose transporter member 5-like. Gene Ontology annotation, biological process: monosaccharide transmembrane transport. The transcript is spliced from 13 exons. Gene Ontology annotation, cellular component: membrane. The record is from RefSeq and is a predicted model, not a curated record. Gene Ontology annotation, molecular function: hexose transmembrane transporter activity. The coding region runs from base 1327 to 2880 and encodes 517 amino acids. NCBI's taxonomy places the organism in Eukaryota, Metazoa, Chordata, Aves, Passeriformes, Passeridae.